CGGUUGCUGAAAGGAGUUUGUAAUUCUUCCCACAAUGCAUCGCGCGCUCCGCGGGAAACCAAAAUGGCGAAGGGUUGUAAUCGAACCGGGCUGCUACUGUGCCGCUGGUAACCGAAGACCCGACGGUUAGGAACCCGUUCUCCCGCGAGCUGGAGGGUAACCACCGAGCGGCUGAUACGUUACAGGGCUCUCUACUGUUUUAGCGGUAGUGAACGUGCCGCACUACUGAAGAGACCGAAUGAGAGACGCUACUGUGGUGGGCAAGUCAUUGGUUCUUAAAAGAUCCACAUUCCAUCGACAUCCAAAGGCUGUUGAGUCCUUGACCAAGCUGUGUGUACGGCAUGGAACGCUACCUAAGAGACAAAUAUGUAAAUUUGAAGAAGGGCAAGAUGUCCUAGCAAGAUGGUCAGAUGGAUUGUUUUAUCUUGGAACUAUCAAAAAGAUAAAUAAGUUGAGACAGAGCUGCUUUAUUUUAUUUGAAGAUAGCUCAAAAUCGUGGAUACUCUGGAAAGACAUACAGACAGGAGCCAUUGAAAGUGGGGAAAUGGUUUGUUCAAUAUGCCAAGAAGAAUAUUCUGAUGCACCAAAUGAAAUCGUCAUAUGUGACAAAUGUGGCCAAGGUUAUCACCAGUUAUGCCACACUCCAAAAAUUGACCCCAACGUGAUAGACACUGAUGAAAAGUGGCUUUGUCGGCAAUGUAUUUUUGCAACUACAACAAAGAGAGGAGGCGCAUUGAAAAAAGGACCCAAUGCAAAAGCCUUGCAAGUCAUGAAGCAAAGCCUACCAUACAACUUGGAAGACUUGGAAUGGGAUAUAGGCCAUAAAACCAAUGUACAGCAAUGUUACUGCUACUGUGGAGGUCCAGGAGAUUGGUAUUUAAAGAUGCUUCAGUGCUGCAAAUGUAAGCAAUGGUUCCACGAGGCCUGUGUGCAAUGUUUGGAAAAACCUAUGCUCUUUGGUGACAGAUUUUAUACAUUUAUUUGUUCAGUCUGCAAUUCUGGACCAGAAUACCUCAAACGUCUAUCCCUGAGGUGGGUAGACAUAGCACACCUAAGCUUAUACAAUCUAAGUGUUAUUCACAAGAAGAAGUACUUUGAUUCAGAACUUGAACUCAUCACAUACAUAAAUGAUAACUGGGAUCGAAUACAACCUGGAGAGCUGGCCGACACACCAAGAUCGGAAAGAUAUGAACAAAUUUUGGAUGCAUUAAAUGAAAAUAAAACCAUGUUUAUGUCUGGAAAAGAAAUUAAGAAAAAGAAACAUUUGUUUGGCUUGAGAAUUAGAGUUCCUCCAGUGCCUCCAAAUGCAGCGGUUAAAAUGGAAAAAGAAGAAAGUACUUCUCAUGAGUUCAAGAUUAAGGGCAGAAAGUCUUCAAAGGUUACACCUGUUACAAAAGAGAUUAACAAUGGUGAGGUGAAAAAGAGGAAACCUGUUGGAAGACCACCAGGUUCUCACAGGAGGAAAAUUUUGCAAAAUGAGCCAUGUGAAACUCCAGCUCUGGCAAAUAACACUGAUACUGAUCCUGUAUCAGAGAAUUCCUUGUUAGAGACACCAGAUCAAAGAAGCAGGAAAACAGAAGUGACCAAUUCAUCAUCCAAUAACUCAGAUUUAGAAACCAGUGGUGCUGCCAGUGCAAAAGAAACUACCUCAUCUAUUGUUUCCAGUCCUCAGCCUGACUUCAGGAGGGUGACCCGCACAGGCCGGGCCUGGUCUGCUACAAUACCACCACAGAAAAAGAGGGGGCGCCUUCCACGAAGAGCUCUGCAGACUCAUAAUUCAGACCUUUCAAAGAAUGAUGAAAACAAAGAAGAUCUGCAGCCUGCUGGACUCAAUACAGAUAUUGUUAAAAACUUGACUGAGCAGGACUUACAGCUGAAUCAUUUGAAGAAUUCCAUUACUAAUUAUUUUGGUGCUGCGGGCAGAAUAGCAUGUGGUGAAAAGUAUCGUAUUUUGGCACGCCGAGUAACGCUUGAUGGAAAGGUGCAGUAUCUUGUGGAGUGGGAUGGGGCAACUGCCUCCUGAUUUCAUUUCUCCCAUCUGUCUGCUAUGAAGAGGAAACCUAGCUUACUGUAAGCGUACUGUACUGUAAGACCUUUUAUUUAAAUAGGUGCCUCUGCAAUGCAUGUGGUACAAAAGGUCUCCAUUUGCUCACUGCCCACCCUGUGAUUGAAAAAGCCCGCUGGGGUGGCAAUUUUACUGUGUUUGUUUCAUGAUUUGUGCCACUGUUUACCAGAGGGAACACUGCUUUUAACCAAAUAUCUGCAACUGUGCACAUUUCUGAGAAUCUGGUUUACAGUAUUUCUAAUCAAAAUUGUUAAGGUAUUGUGUAUGUAAUGUGGAUUUCAUGUUUAGCAAGUAUUUCCCUCUCUUCUCCCAAAGAGGCUUGCAUCUUAUUCAUGUGCAGGUCUGUCUGGUAGACAAAGGAUUCCAGUUUUUAAGUGUUUUAAAGUCAAAGUGCCAUCUGAUCUGCACCCCACCAGUACUUCUCUGUUGCCAUUUGUAUAAAACAAUUUAAACUGGCUUUGUAGCACAAACCCCCAAAUACCAAACCAAAUAAGAGUUGCAUUAAAACAAACAAAAACAUUAACUGAAGCUUUGCGUGAUAGAUACAGCAAUGGGAUAUAAAGAUAUUCACCUCUUAAUAUCCCCAUUUAGUAAAAUCCAAAGAGAAUAGUUUCACAUCAUUUACUACAAAGUUGCAUUGCAAUGACUGGGACCCAAUUAUGUUUAUUUUUACAGAAAAUACAAAUCAGCACACACUCUGUAUGUGGCUUUGCUGGUAAAAUCAUACUAUGUUGUGCCCUUUCAAAGAAGUUUUAUUUUCCUAAGUCUGUUUUGGCGUAUAGUUCUAGCCUACAUCUUAGCUUAAUGACUGGUGAUGUCUGUCAAUUCUGCUGCUUCACUGUAUCAUUUCCUCUUUGUUACUGGAUGGCACUAUGGCUUUAUACCGUGUAUUUAAGACGUUAAUUUUCUAAAUUGUCUGUGUAAGUAGCAAGUCGUUUUAAAAGGUGAUCUAUGCAAUAUUGUACUUAAAUGUGAGUAGGAGAUUACAGUUUCAGAAAUGCAAAGACUAUUUCAGGAACAAAUGCAGUAUUUACACAGCAGCGGUUUCCUCAGGAUCAUUUGGUGCUUUCACUUACCCAAUUCUAGGAUGAGUAACCAGACCAGCAUGGUAGAGUCAUCAGUAAUAAUUUUCUGUAAAAUGAUUGCAUUUUUUUCACUCUUCAUUUACAACUGAUUUUAAUAUAUAUAUUUGAAUAACAAUAUAUUGAUCGUUGUGGGAUUCUAUUCAGCAGCGUUUUGUGCCUAACUAUGGGACCCAUGCCUCAAAUGUACAGUGUUACUACUGAAUAGAAUCUUACAUUUGUUUUUUUUGUUUCGUUUUUUUUUUUUAUAGCAAACUGUGUUUAAGGAGAAAAUUAAAAUGAGCAAAUUGCUAGUUUUGCAUUAAUUUCUGAUGCUGCACCUAAGUCAGGAACUUUGUCCAUACAUAGAUAGACUUGGAUGAAAGGAAAUGGAGAAUUUCACAGCAUGGGGUGCAUAGAUUGUACACCAAUCAGGAGACCAGCACUAUAUAAAUACUUGGAAUCAGUAUGUCCUUUAACACUUUCUGAUAAGCAGCUAAAUUCUUGGGUGGAAAACUACAUACAAAGUGUACAGUACAUGCUUAGUUUUGAACAGUUAAUGUUGAUUUCCUUACAUAGCAAUGCAAAUUAACUCAUUUUAGAAAAAUAAAUAUUUUUCAUAUUUAAGAAAGUAAAAUUCUACCUUGAAACACAGUUAAGCUUUUUUGUAUUUAAGACUUAAUAGUUUGCUUUCAUUGACUGUUUCUUAUGAGGUGAAAUUCAAUCAGUAAAGACUUUAUAAGACUUAUUUAAGGAUGUAAUGGACUCUAGUGGAUGUUUAAUACAUUUAGCUCAUCGAUUCAAGUUACAUUUUUAAUGUACUUCUGACAAACAGCGUGGUCAGUUUGUUUGCUGUAGGACAAAAAUGUAGGCUGACUAUGCACAAAAAAAACAUUUCUUAGUCAAAUAAAACCUACUUAUUUAAGAAUUAAACAUCUACUACAGUUGUAGUGUUUUUCUCUAGUUGUCACAGAUCUUAAUAUCUAGUUACAGCAGUAGAGCCACAGAUCUUAGGGUGGUUGCACACAGGGAGAUUGAGACGCCUGUGAUAAAUAUUCGCUACUGCGGGCGACUAAUCUCACAUUCUUGAUGGUGGGAAGGCAUUUCUGGGAGAUUAGUCGCCCACAGUUGCGAAGAUUUAUCACAGGCAACUGAAUCUCCCCAACCACCACCCUUAUUAUUAAAUAGUUGCAGCAGUAGAGCCACAGAUUUAAUGGAAUAAGUUAAUAAAAACUGACAUACAGUACUUGCAUUAACAAUUCCACAGUGUUUUUCUGAAAGCUUGCUGUGAUCAUCAUCUUAGUUGGCCAAUAAAGGUAUUGCCUUUUUCAUAUCCAAA
Molecule: messenger RNA, 4465 nt
Organism: Xenopus laevis (African clawed frog)
Lineage: Eukaryota; Metazoa; Chordata; Amphibia; Anura; Pipidae
Gene: mtf2.L
Product: metal response element binding transcription factor 2 L homeolog
Exons: 15
Coding region: 239-2023 (594 amino acids)
Biological process (GO): negative regulation of gene expression, epigenetic
Cellular component (GO): nucleus
Molecular function (GO): chromatin binding; DNA binding
Source: RefSeq, a predicted model, not a curated record